This is a messenger RNA of Desarmillaria tabescens, 1380 nucleotides long. RefSeq lists its product as uncharacterized. The transcript is spliced from 11 exons. Lineage: Eukaryota; Fungi; Basidiomycota; Agaricomycetes; Agaricales; Physalacriaceae. Bases 1 to 1380 code for a protein of 459 amino acids. The record is from RefSeq and is a predicted model, not a curated record.
AUGCUUGGUGUUGAGACUAGUCAGUCCAGCGCUGCUGCAGAGCCAUCUGCUACUAUGCCAGACUCUUCUCCUAUUGUCGUCCCUUCUGUCACCGGCAAAGACUCUUCUCCUGAGAAAUCUGCCAUCGAUAGUUUGACUGUGCUUCCUCGUUCCUUCAUUGACAAGGACAUUCAUAUGACUUCUAUGGAAUACAAGACUGCUGAAGUCAAGGGAGUAAAUGAGAUCCUAUCUCAAUCCUAUCCUGGUCCAUCAUCCUGGCUCCUCACUCAUCAAUUUAGGUGGUGGACAUGGCCUGCAUCUUUUCGCGUAUCCCAACUCAUUCAUACUAUCCCAGCUUUCAUUCGGGAGCCGCUGGAGCAAUGGACCGUGAAGUUGAAUGAACUUUACACAUUGCUUGGUGCAUAUAGGAACAGAUCAAUGCCAAGUCCAUGGGCAACUAACCAACAAGAGAAUGUCUAUCGUGAUAUUUGCCUCCUGGUGAACAACCAGAAGGAUGAGUCCAUCAAAACCUACACCAAUGCCCUUUCAUGGCAAAAACUUUCAUUCGUAAAGGUUCCGGGGAACAUAUCUCCAUCUCGCUUACUUUACAGGUCAGAGGACGACUUGCAUCUUAUGGAAAACUGGAACUCCUCCAACUGUAUUGAGGAAAUGCUCUGGCAUUGUAUUAUCGGUGUCGCAUGGGGCUGUUGGACAAGUGACACUGGAUUGACAAACUUCUUGACUGAGGCUGCACCAUUGAUCCGAGAUGACUCUGAGGGAGCGGAUACCUGGUUUUCUGAUGCAUUUGCUGCCCUUGUUCAGUGUAACCAAAUCCUCAGGCCUGGAGUCGAAACUUCGAGGGAGCUCACAAGCUUUUACACUUGGUUCGAUUCCCAAGGUUCACCGCCUCUUGACAUUGCAAGUGGAACAAUGGGGCCACGGACACUUUCUAGGCGCUCUGGCCCCAUCCACCAAACACCUGGCUUGAACAUUAAUGACCUCCCCACCAUUGAGCUCAGUCAAAUUGGUGAAGACGCUAGCCAAAAGCAACUAAAACAAGAUCGCAACCUAGCUCGUUCUGGAACAAUGGUUGAGUCUCCCCCCAUUUUAGUGGGUGAAAGAUACCGUACAUUCUAUCAUUUGCCAUUGCUUAGUAACGAGGUUCAAGAUCGAGCAUUGCUGGAUGGAUGGCAUAAGUGCUGUAUUAAUGCCUCAGUUUCACUUUCUGUAGCACCCACUGUAGAGUCAGUGCUGGUAUAUCGCCUGGAUUUCAAUUUGGCCAUCAACAAUCCUGUUCGCACUCUUGAACGUUUUCAUGACCACAACAUACUAGUGGUUGGUGCAAAGACAUCUCAGAUCACUUGGACGCUGUCAUCACUUUCUAAGAUCAGGAAAUCCUGA